AUGCAAUAUUAAAGAAAUAUCACAUAAUCUAUCAUAUCUUUAACACUGCUUUAAAUCUAUAAGCUUAAAUCAAAAUAUAUUAAGUUCACUAUUCUUUGUUUCAAAAAAUAAUUAGGGAAAUUAAUUUAAAUAAGCCAUUCUUUUAUUUGUGUGCUAGGUUAUGACUGUAGUAAAUCUAAAUAACUUAAAAAGUUAUCUUAUUGCUGGUAUAAAUCAGUUAUUAAAAAUAUCAAACCUUUCUCAAGAUAUUAAUUAAAAGAAUUGGGGCAAUCUUGGGAAUUCAAUGUUUAAUUAUUAAAGAAAGAAGCAGAAAGAUAGCUACACAAGUUAUUUAAUAAGGGAUCUAAAAAGGCUAUUUAGAGUUCAUCAUGCAUAAUUAAAGAAUCAUCAUUGAAAUAAGAAGCUUCUUAUUGA
This is a messenger RNA of Tetrahymena thermophila SB210, 414 nucleotides long. RefSeq lists its product as hypothetical. NCBI's taxonomy places the organism in Eukaryota, Ciliophora, Oligohymenophorea, Hymenostomatida, Tetrahymenidae. The record is from RefSeq and is a predicted model, not a curated record. The transcript is spliced from 2 exons.